GUCAUUGCAUUGCCGACACACACAGUUACUAGCAGACAACAUUUUGUAGCAUGCACUUGCUAGAGCCUAACCGUUCCUUCACCGCACAUCCAAUACAGAUUUGAAUGGAAUUUACAGGAUAUUUUAUACAGGAUAUCAUCAACGCAUGUUCCCUGAGUCUUAGAUUGGAUCUAUAAUAAAGGAGUACAUAGUUUUACUUUCCCAUCUGUGUUUGAAUUGUACCAACUGGUUCCAUGAAUUCUUAAAGGUGAGAUGGAUAUCUACUGGGAUUGGAGCUCAGAGGUACAAACUAGAUAAACUGAUCAACAGAGAGGAUUCUUGUAACUUGGAUAAUCUCAAAACUUUGGAGCUGACCUUGGAUACAUGACCACAAUGACGUCUUGCAUGCUCCAAGGAAAGCGGUUCUACUGCCGAGAGUGGGCCUUCCAGAAGCUUGUUCAUGGCCUGGACAACAGGCAAGCUUCAAGAACAUGUGGAACACUUAUUAUGGGAGGGCCAGGCAGUGGAAAGAGUGCCCUCUGCUCCGAGAUUGUUUGGCCAAACAGUGCUGGGAAGCAGCGUAGUCUUACAAAGAGGAUGCUGGCGUAUCAUUUCUGUGAGGCUCACAAUCGAGAGUCCCUGUCUGUGUCAAAGUUCAUUCUGGGCCUGGUUAACAUGAUCACACGCUCGACUCUCAUCCAUGGCUAUGAUGAAAAGCUGAGGGAUCCAAGAGUGCAAGCUGUCCUGGAACCUGCUGCGUGUGAACGUAAUCCAGAUGAGGCAUUUAAGAAUGGAGUAUUGGUGCCUCUUUGUUCUCUAAAUCCACCUUCUCGCAACUGCUUCAUUCUGGUGGAUUCUGUGGAUGAGGCUUAUCCUGUAUUGGAAGGAGACAGUCCUGCAGGAAGCAGAACCAUUGCAGAGCUUCUUGCGAAUCACCAUGAGCUCUUUCCACCUUGGCUUUGUCUCCUAUGCAGUGCACGUCGUCAGAGUAAGACUGUUACCCGCAUGUUCACAGGUUUCCGCAAGCUCAGCCUGGAUGACCUACGCAAGUCUCACGUAGUAAGGGAUGUGCAGCAGUACAUUCUGAGGAGGCUUGAUCAUGAGGAGGCAAUUCGUACACAGCUGAGUAAGGAUACUGCAGAAAUGCUGAAUCAACUGCAUAUCAAGAGUAAUGGCUGCAUCAUGUAUCUUGAGAAAGUCCUAGAUGGAGUGGCAGAUGGCUUCAUUUCACUUCAAGACAUCACUGAAAUUCCAGGAACUCUAAAUGGACUAUACUUAUGGCUGUGUCAGCGUCUAUUCCAGAAAAAACAUUUUACAAAAAUAAGGCCAGUUCUUGGUGUGAUGCUUGCUGCUCAGUGCCCUCUUACUGAGCUGGAACUGUAUGCAUGUGCAAAGACUCGCAACUUUGCCCUUACAAGAGAGGAGUUCCAGGACAGGCUAAAGAUGAUGUGCAAAAUCCUGGUGAGAAGCAAGGAUAACAGGAUUCUUCUCUUUCACCAUAGCUUUUCUGAAUGGCUCCUAGAUGUCAAGUAUUGCACACAGAAGUACAUGUGCAGUCUCACUGAAGGCCACACCAUGCUUGCUCUCAGGUAUACCUGUAGUGCACCAGAUUUGACUCCUUCGCAGGUGCAGGACUUUGCAAGAAAUUUGAUCCAAGCAGGGCUUUCUCCACCUCUUGAUAGUAGCUCUCUUGCACUGUGGCUUAUCUGGGCUGGGACACCACUCUAUGAUUGCCUAGCCUCUCAGUCACCAAAGGAUAAGCAAGUCACACAACUCUUAGUCAGUGCUGGUGCCAGAGUCGUAGAUAUAGACAGGAAUUCUUUGAUUCUCCAAGAUGCUCUCGAUAAGCAGGAAUCCCUGCAUUCACUCAUCAAUAGUGGUGCAUCCAUAAACCAAGUUGAUAGUAAUGGUCGCUCACUUCUUGCCAAUGCUGCUUACAGCGGGAACCUGGAAGUUGUGCAGUCGUUGCUCAUCUAUGGUGCUGAUGUAGGUGUGACUGAUAGGACAGGCCAGACAGCACUUGGGUUGGCAGCACGACAUGGACAUGUGGAAGCUGUUGCUCUGUUGUUGAGCCACGAUGCUGAGGUUGAUCAUGUGGAUCAUGAUGGCUGGACACCUCUGCGCUCUGCAGCCUGGGCUGGUCAUACAGAUGUUGUUACAACACUUCUCAGCAAGGGUGCAGUAGUGGACUGUAGUGACCACAAUGAAAAAAGAACUGCAUUGAGAGCAGCUGCGUGGGGUGGUCAUGCAGAUAUUGUGAAAACUCUUAUUGAUAAUGGUGCAAACGUAAAUCAAGCUGAUCAUGAAGGAAGGACUGCACUUAUAGCUGCAGCAUACAUGGGACAUAGUGCCAUUGCGGAAUACCUAGUUAACAAUGGAGCAGAAAUAAACCAUGAAGACUUUGAUGGUCGCACUGCAUUAUCUGUUGCUGCAAUGUCCAUUGCAGUUAACCAGGGUCACACUGAUGUUGUUACGCUUCUCAUUGAGAAAGGUGCUGCUGUGGAUCAUAGGGACCAUGAAGGGAUGUCUCCACUCCUGGUUGCUGCCUAUGAGGGUCACCAAACUGUUGUUGAACUUCUGUUAGAAGGUGGAGCUGACGUUGACCAUACUGACAACAAUAACAGGACGGCAUUGAUCGUUGCUGCCUCUAUGGGACAUCCCUCGAUAGUGAGGACACUCUUAUAUUGGGGUGCUGCUGUAGACACAAUUGAUGGAGAAGGAAGGACAGUCUUAUCAAUCGCUGCAUCACAAGGUACUUGUGACAUUGUUCGCAUGCUACUAGAAAGGGGAUUAGAUGAGAUGCACAAAGAUAACCAUGGCUGGACACCAUUGCACAUGUGUGCUUAUGAGGGUCACCAAGAUGUCUGCCUUGCCAUUCUUGAGCAAGGGCCUCACGUCACUGUGGACAUUGCUGAUCGGGAUGGCCGUACCCCCCUUGUACUUGCUGCUCAAGAGGGGCAUAUGGAAGGUGUAAAGGUGUUGCUCCUACAUGGUGCCAAUGUUUGUCAUAUCUCUCAUGACGGUCGGACAGCUCUUCGUGCUGCUGCAUCAGAGGGGCACCAGGAUCUUGUGCACUUAUUCCUGGAGCAUGGUGCUGAAAUCAAUUACAGAGAUGCUGAAGGACGAUCAACCAUGUACAUGCUUGCCUUGGAGAAUAAGCUCCCUAUGGCUCAGUCCUUUCUGGCAAAUGGUGCUGACACAGAGCUUUGUGACACAGAAGGGAGAACUGCUCUACAUGUUGCAUCAUGGCAGGGUCACUCGGAGAUGGUCUCUCUCAUCCUUCAAAAUAAUGCAAAUCCAAAUGCAGUUGAUAAGGAACGCAGGUCUGUACUGCAGUCAGCAGCCUGGCAAGGUCACGUCUCAGUGGCAAAGGUAUUACUGGAAAGAGGAGCUGACAUCAACCACACAUGUAAUCAAGGAGCCUCUGCACUUUGCAUUGCUGCACAAGAGGGCCAUGUUGAUGUUGUCAAAGCCCUACUCCAGUAUGGUGCUAAUCCAAAUCAUGCUGAUCAGCAUGGGCGUACUCCAAUGAAAGUAGCCUUGAAGGGUGGACACGAGGAAGUCAGCAAGUUAUUGGAAGAUUAUGGUGUUCAGAACCCUCUGUCACCUCCUUCAAGCAGAGCAUCGUCGAAGAGAAGUGGCAGCUCCUUGUCAUCAAGCAACAGUGACAAUAAGCCAUCAGUGUUAACUAAUGGUGCCUUACUCCAAGGUAGUUCUCCUUCCAACUCGCCUGACUCCACUUAUGACAAGAGGAAAUCUUGCACUUCAAAUCCUUCAACAAAGUCAUCAUCAAAUCUUACGAACUCUACCAACAACUCAUGCCUACAUCUAAGUGGAAUGAGAGAAAACAGAUCAACAGCAACGUCUUUCACAGAGCAGGUACAACAGCAUAUGGUAUCACACAAGCGAGCACCUUCUCCUCGUACUUGCUCUCCAGACCCUGCCCUGAUGAGAAAUGGCACACCAACAAAAAUUACACCUACAAGCUCUUUUCAGACGAUACCUGAAAACAUCACUACAGCUCACAGUUCAGAGCAGCUGCAAGGAACUCCAAAGCAUGGUAGUAGGAGGCAUCCGUCUGGAGCAUCCAGUGCCGCUUCCCGUAGAGCACAGUCUCCUGCUCAUGCAUCCUCUCGCUCAUCAUCACCAUCGAUGCAUCAACAGAGGGAACAGCUCUCAGCAACUCCUAGUGAGGCAUCUUCACAACCAUCUCCAAGGCACUCCCCUAGACGCCAGAGCUCCUCAAGUGCUCCAAGCUCCCCAACAAAUUCAGAUGAGCGGAAGCCACCGCCAACUCCUCAGAGGGUUCGCAAAUCUUCAAAUCCCCUACCCAAUGGAUCUUCACAACACAUCAUGGUACACAACGUCAAGUCUGCUUCACCAUCUCCAACGAGACGUGCUGUACCUCGGACGAGCAGUCAGCAGAAGCCUCCCAAGAUGGGAAAUGGGCAUUUUCAGAAUCAUCAAGAUGUCCCAUCUCCUUGGCAUAAGCAGCAAAGUCACAUGCACCUGAUCCAACAGCACCAAGAAUGUCAGCAAUCUCUCUACAGGGCCAGCUCUCUAGGAAGCAUCAAUAGCCAGGAACUGAACACAUCCUUUCAGAACCCUUCCAAUGGUUCUCAUCCUUACCCCCCUCAGGAUUACUCCCCACGCCUAUCCCGUAAGCAGAUGAAUGACAGCAAUGGUUCCUGCCAUUACUGUGGACAAAACCAACCAUCUCCUACACAUGGUGCUAAGCACUCAUUCCAGCAAUCUGUGAUCAUGCAGCAGAAUGAAAUGAAGAUAACUUCAUCCCAUCAUCGCUCAAACUCUCAACCUGUGAAUCUGACACCUGAUCAAAUGAAGGCCUUUGCUCGCAAGGCCUCGCUACCAAAUUCCUUCAAUCAGAUCAACAUCCAGCGCUUGAUGGGUGCCCAAAACAACCGUGUUCCAGGAUCUCCUGAACCACGUGCCAGACGCAGUGGCAUCUGCACUAACCCUAAGUUUCAGCGGAAGGCGAAUACUGGUACUGGAAUAAGCACUAGUCAAGGAAUGCUGAACCAGUCAGGGAUUAUUACAAAUGGAAAUGGAUUAUCACCUCUUGAGAUUAAGCAAGCAGCUAAGAUUGGUUUUGAAGGGUCUUCCAGGAAUGGGUACAAGAAGGAGACACCCCUAUAAUGGAGAACUGUCUGCGUUCCUGAACCAAAAUACCAUCAUUCCAAUCCUACCAGUAUCCUUGGUCCCUGGAACUCAGAGUGACGUAGGCUUCUCCUCCAGAUGGAUGUCCAUGGUGCCGUUCCUGAGGCCCAGUGCUGACGAAGAGGAUGAUGAUGAUGAUGAUGAGUUUAACACACAACCUGUCAAAUUACCCGCAUCAGGUUUCCGGUCACAGCCGUUCAUCCGCACUGCCUCCAUGUCCGCUUCAUGCGUGCUUUUCGCGCACCAUUGAGUAGAGAACGUUACAAGAAAGGGGAUGCGCACCACACAGAAUCAACAAGCCACGCCUAUGGGAACUCUAUACCAGGGCGGGGCUACGGCAGGUGCCUGCAUGCCAGAAGAGGGAUGUCAGCAGCUAUAAGCGUCUCAACCUCUGCAGCAGAGUGCUAUUCCGAGCAUCUCAUCGACUCUGCUUAGAGAAUCACUUUUUAUAAGUGGAUUGUUUAAAAUCCAAUAUCCCUCAAAACCUUGUUCUAAACAGGGCCGGAAAUGGUUUCAUUAGUAAUUCAUGUACGCCCAACAUUUAAUACCCCAAUUUGGUUUCGUUCACAUGAAUUAUGUAUUGCCUUAGCUUGAUGAUAUGUUUUAGAUCCCUUUCUGAAAUAGUAAAUGUGUUUGUUGUAUACUUGAGAUUACCUAAGUUUGUUUUACCUGUUAUAUUAUGUCAUGUGUGAGGUUUGGCUGCAAUAGAUGUAUGAUACAAGUAUGUAUUCGUAGAAGAGACGAUAAUGAAGAUAUCCUCUAUCCUAAGGUUUUUAAUAGUCGUGAUAUAAAAGUAAUGCUGGAUUUAUGUGUUGCAUUGUUCAAUUAUCAGGUAUUAUCUGCUUUUCAAUGCUAUAGCAAUAUGAAAAAUAAUCGUUGCUGCUUAAUUUCACAACAAAAACAUCUUGGAAAGAUUCUGAGAUAUUUUUUUAUUUGUUGUUCAACUUCUAGGAAUGAUUAAAUUUGAUUUAAAGUCUACUGCUACAGUGGGUAUGAAUGAGAUUUACCUAAAAGAGCAAUUGUUAGGUAAGAUAUAACA
Messenger RNA from Strongylocentrotus purpuratus (purple sea urchin), 6196 nucleotides. RefSeq names its product ankyrin repeat domain-containing protein 50 (gene ankrd50). The record is from RefSeq and is a predicted model, not a curated record. Lineage: Eukaryota; Metazoa; Echinodermata; Echinoidea; Camarodonta; Strongylocentrotidae. Gene Ontology annotation, molecular function: protein binding. Bases 364 to 5136 code for a protein of 1590 amino acids. The transcript has 3 exons.